Rhizoctonia solani is the source of this 819-nucleotide messenger RNA. RefSeq lists its product as uncharacterized. NCBI's taxonomy places the organism in Eukaryota, Fungi, Basidiomycota, Agaricomycetes, Cantharellales, Ceratobasidiaceae. The record is from RefSeq and is a predicted model, not a curated record. The transcript is spliced from 5 exons. The coding region runs from base 1 to 819 and encodes 272 amino acids.
AUGAUAUACGAGGACCUUUCGGUAUCGAUCACGAAUACGCAAGGAAAACCACUAGAAGAAUUCAAACAGCUGUCCACGGAAGAAAACUCGGUGGAUAUCAAACUCGAUGGGAAGAAGGUCUCAAGCGGAGGUUUGAGGCCAUCGAAGAUUUCCCGCGGUAUUCCUGGGAUAAAAGUUGGGAUGACGGUAGCCAAAGGCUUAAAGCGUUACUAUGUAUUUGGACGCCAUACUAUUACAGACCGGGAAGACCUCGCCCAGCCUGAUGACCCAGGAAGAGAACUAAUGGGUACCAUCCAAGUUACGCUUUCCUGGUCCAAGUAUGGCAGACCACAACGCCGAUAUGAGCCAUACCGAAACCCUGAAGAACCUAGAUUCGUCCAUGAACGUGCGGUUAAGAAAGGUCAUCUUGGAUCGGCGACUCUAGGUGCUCCCAUUCGCAAGAGUCAUUGUAGUGGACGUGUGUGUGAAAGAGAGGAUGCGGGAUUUCCAAAAGUGGUAUUUUUAUUUCGUUAUGGCCCCAGAGAUUGGCUCGAAGCGAAGGAUAUCAUCAUCGUGGAACGUUACCCAACCACACGAGAUUCCAAACCUAAAUCUACCCGCCGGACAAUUAAAAAGGAACGCGAACUUACCACUUCAGCGUCUAUUGCAGAGACACUCAAAUCACAUUCGAGCAUGACAUGUCAAGGUCAGAGUCAAGGAAGAUCGGACGAAAUAAUUGACGUUGACGCCUUGGAUUCUGACAAUGAUUCCGAUGUUGUUGUGUUGAAUGAUCCUGUUGAGCCAAAGGUAUUCGGCAAAGGAGUCAAGACUGAAACAUAA